Silurus meridionalis is the source of this 3256-nucleotide messenger RNA. RefSeq names its product solute carrier family 38 member 5a (gene slc38a5a). NCBI's taxonomy places the organism in Eukaryota, Metazoa, Chordata, Actinopteri, Siluriformes, Siluridae. The transcript has 17 exons. Gene Ontology annotation, molecular function: L-glutamine transmembrane transporter activity; glycine transmembrane transporter activity. Gene Ontology annotation, biological process: serine transport; L-histidine transmembrane transport; glycine transport. The record is from RefSeq and is a predicted model, not a curated record. The coding region runs from base 378 to 1826 and encodes 482 amino acids.
UUUUUUUUUCAUUUUUUUCUUUUUACCGCGUGUUUUACUAUAUUCAAGUUCAUUCACAUUCUCUGUCUCUCUAACUCCAUCCAUCCACCUUUCCACCCUUCCUUCUUUUCAUCCAUUCUUCUAUCUAUCUCUCUGUUCAUCCUGGUCCAUUCUCCAUCACCUUUCAUCCAAACAGACAAGAAGCCUCCAGACUUCAGUUUCGAUAAGCAACGCUAGAGAGUGGUAGAGCAAGCAUCAAUACUGAGAGGGUGUUGCAUCAGACAGGAGCCACGCGCCCUCGAGACGGACCUGCUGCUAAAGCGUCUUUACGUGUAUUUUGAUAUCAGUGUUAGAGGAGCGUGUCAAUAACCGCAGGUCCCCGGUUGUAUCACUACAUCAUGGAGCUUGAGAUGGUGAACGGCCAUUGUGAGAAAAUGGUCGAGGAGAAUGGGUCUGAUGACCUGGAGAUCACGCCUGAAAGAGAAGAGUUCCUACCCAAGAAGACUGAUGGGAAGCCAGUAACUGAUGGGAAGUUUACAGACUUUGUGGGGAAAACAUCAUUUGGGAUGUCCAUCUUCAAUCUCAGUAAUGCCAUCAUGGGCAGUGGUAUUCUGGGUCUAGCAUAUGCCAUGUCCAACACUGGCAUCAUCCUCUUUCUAAUUCUAAUCAUCCUUAUAGCUAUUCUGUCUGCGUACUCCAUCCACCUGCUGCUGAAGUGUGCUGGAGUGGUCGGGAUUCGUGCUUAUGAACAGUUGGGUUUCCGUGCAUUUGGAAAAGUAGGCAAAUACAUAGCAGGUUGCACUAUAACCAUUCAUAACAUCGGAGCCAUGUCCAGCUACCUCUUUAUUGUAAAGAUGGAGUUGCCGGCUGUUAUAAUAGGCCUGUUGAACCAAGAGACACCUUCAGCGUGGUAUGUGAAUGGAAGCUAUCUCAUCAUCAUCGUCAGUGUCUGUGUAAUCUUACCCCUUGCCCUCAUGCGCCAUCUUGGGUAUCUUGGUUAUACCAGUGGCUUCUCGCUCACAUGCAUGUUUUUCUUCCUCAUAUCUGUCAUUUAUAAGAAGUUUGUCACUGCGUGUUCAUUGGAACACUCCAGCAUUAUUAGCACCACAACUACACCACUUCUUAACACUACAUUGUCCCCUGAGGAUUUUACACAUAACAACACCUGCGAGGCGAAAAUGGCCACUCUUACGCCACAGGCUGCGUAUACCAUUCCCAUUCUGGCUUUUGCUUUUGUGUGUCACCCUGAAGUGCUGCCAAUCUACACAGAACUGAAAAAUCCAACUAAGCAGCGCAUGCAGAAAGUGGCUAACAUCUCCAUACUGGCCAUGUUCAUUAUGUACCUACUAACUGCCAUCUUUGGCUACCUUACUUUCUAUGGCAAUGUGAAAGAUGAACUCCUAAAGAGUUACCCCACUGAUGACAAAUUGAUGCUGUGUGUGCGUCUGGCAGUGCUGGUGGCUGUCACCCUGACUGUGCCUGUUGUUCUCUUCCCGAUCCGCCGUGCUGUGCAGCAGCUAAUUUUCCCUGAUAAACCUUUCCACUGGGCUCGCCACAUUGCCAUCGCUGUAGUUCUCCUCAUCUUCGUUAACAUACUUGUCAUCUUUGUCCCUGACAUCAGAGAGAUCUUUGGUGUCAUCGGAGCAACAACAGCACCCAGUCUUAUUUUCAUACUGCCUGGAAUAUUCUAUAUCCGCAUCGUACCUGAAGAACAGGAGUCACUGAAAUCUCGGUCAAAAAUCCAGGCAGCGAUUUUUGCAACUUUGGGUUUCAUGUUUAUGGUGAUGAGCAUUACCUCUAUCAUCAUACAGUGGGUUACAGGGGGCAACAGAGUAGGAGGACACUAACAGACCUCAGGAUGCACACUAAAGCACACACACUUUCCAUCACUUACCAUCAAACACAUGGACCUCAAUAACUGAGCAUUGUGCAGCUUGCAGUGAGUCAUGCGCUGUGAAUACUAUAAAAAAGAUGUGUCAUAUUAGAAUCUACUAUAAAUACUGGACAUAAUGCCUGCCAGAUGGAUGAGUGGAUGGACAGAACGAAUAUCAUUAUUCCAGGAACUCUCAAAUAUUUUACAAGUGUAUAGUAGUGUAACAGGAUUUACUGUGAUAAGCAACAUCUUGACAGUGCUCUACUUUACCUGGAAGUUUUUAAGAGCAGUUUGUCAUACUGCUUGCGAAAUUAUAGAAAGACAUCUUAAGAGGUUGUUUUGAUUGAAUCUGUGUAUUUAUUUGUUGUAAAAAAAAAAAAAACUUAAAGAGUGAACAGCGGAUAUUUAUAUGUAUGUGUGUGUGUUUUACGGUACAUCUUGAUGAUGCAAAAAGGCUACAAACCGAUUAGGAACUGUUUCAUUAAUACAGUGCAUGCAGCUGGAUUUUUCUAUUUACACAAAAUUAUGUCCUGACACAAUUAGAAAAGUUACAGUAAUUUCCAUAAAUGCUGUUUUUUUACUGAUACAAAUUACUCUUACACUUUUACACCUCAUUUCUUUUUAUAUCAGUGGAUUAUUAUUAUUUUUUUUUACUACAAUGCAGAAUACAAAUUUCCUUGUUUGAUGUCUAAUGAUUAAAUUUUUUUGCAUGCUAAAAGAAUGCACAAUUUUCAAUCUGGUUUCACCUAAAUGUUAAAUAGACAAAUCAGGGAAAUUUAUAGUACAUUUAAUAAUUAAUUGAUUGGACUUAUGUUUGUGCUGGAUAGCAUACAACGGCAAAACAACUUGGACAAAUGUAUUAUUCACUGUGUAUGGAGUUAUUACACUCCUGUAAAAAAAAAAAAAAAAGUGUGCACUUUUCUUUGUCAGCUCCUGGUUAUUUUGUCAACACACACUGAAUUUUCACGCCUUUGUGUAUGUUUAGUUUUUCUAUAUAACCAGUUUUUGAAGUGCUGUAUACUAUAGGCCAUGUGAACAGUAUUGACACAUUCAACCAAAGUGUGGCCAAAUGUUUGAAGUAAAAAUGAGAUUUUAUAUAAAUUUUGUAUAGACCUUUGACAACAUGAACCAAACUGUAUUUGUGUAAAAUCUAAACUUAAAAAAAUUGUUGUUUGUAAAUAUUUUUCAUGCUGGAAUUACAUUUUGUAUUUAAAAAUUUCUGGAAUUUUUUUUUUUUCCAAAACAAAAUAUUAAUUUAGACACAAAGUGUCUAAAGCAAAGUCAUAUACAGUUAUGUGAAUAUUAAUGUCGAUAUUUAAAUUUAUUUGGGGGCAAAAAAGGUCUUAUGUGUAGUUAGUUAUUGUCCAUUGCCUUUUUGUUCAAUAAAGAUAAAAAAAAGCUUUA